This is a messenger RNA of Alnus glutinosa, 414 nucleotides long. RefSeq lists its product as uncharacterized. Bases 1 to 414 code for a protein of 137 amino acids. Lineage: Eukaryota; Viridiplantae; Streptophyta; Magnoliopsida; Fagales; Betulaceae. The record is from RefSeq and is a predicted model, not a curated record. The transcript has a single exon.
AUGACAUUUUUAGACCCUACCUUGGGAAGUGUGUACUGGUUUUCUUUGAUGAUAUACAGUAAGAACCUGCAAGACCAUUUGAAGCAUUUGAAAGUUGUCUUAGAACUCCUCCAACAGCAUCAGUUGUAUGCUAAGUUGUCUAAGUGUCACUUUGGGUGUCAAGAGGUAAAGUACUUAGGGCAUGUUAUUUCAGAAGAUGGAGUGAAGGCUAACCCUAACAAAAUUGAUGCAAUGCUUAAGUGGCCUGUUCCUAGAAAUCCUAAGGCUUUGAGAGGCUUCUUAGGCUUAACUGGAUAUUAUAUGAAGUUUGUGAAAGGCUAUGGAGGAAUUGUAGCCCCCCUCAAUAAUCUUCUAAAAAAGAAUUCAUUUGCUUGGAAUGAAAAUGCAGAAAGGGCAUUUAACCAACUCAAAUAA